Eriocheir sinensis (Chinese mitten crab) is the source of this 1175-nucleotide messenger RNA. Its product is annotated as transmembrane protein 62-like. The coding region runs from base 89 to 769 and encodes 226 amino acids. The record is from RefSeq and is a predicted model, not a curated record. The transcript has 7 exons. NCBI's taxonomy places the organism in Eukaryota, Metazoa, Arthropoda, Malacostraca, Decapoda, Varunidae.
UGGCAUUACUUUUAAUUUGUGUUUACCAAUUAAAUUUCUUACUUUUCCUUUCCUUUAAUUUUUUCAGUUUCAAUUCCUGUUUGGCAUUAUGGUUUGUGUGUGUGUGCUGCCGCUGUGCGUCCUGCGGUACGUCCAUCGCCUGGCUCUCGAAAAACGAAUGUUGCGGCCACGAUUAAAAUGGAAAAUCUGCAACUUGUGGCUUCGCAAAUUAUGGGUCCUGGUGUCAGUGGACCGCCUCUUUUGGCCUUUGGUUGUGACUGCAGUUUACAUGCCUGUUGGGCCUUGGUUUGUAGGGGAAGUUAUAGAGAAUCACAUUGGAGUUGUGUUUGCCUGGGGCAUCUUUGUCAACAGAAGUUACCUACCAGGUUCAUUAACAUAUGCAUAUGGCUUUUUCCAGAUGUUGACCUUUCAGUUCCCGCUUAUCUUGGCCGUUGCACACUGUGUUGAUUUUAGGUUUUGGUCGCUGUACGUUGACCCGCUGUGCAGUUUUCCUCGCUACCUCUGCCGCCAUGUGUGCCCACUGCUCAUUGUUACCAUGCAGAUGAUCACUGCUUACUUCUUCUGGCUAGCAUACGGAACCAUGGCUCUCUUUUUGGGUCCAUUGCGCACUUGGUCAGCAAUAUUGGGGGUUAUAUUGUGGUAUCAGGCCACAACAGCUCAUAAAGAUAUAUUAAGGGAGGCUGCUCAGGUGUGGGCACCUCAAGCUCUAGACUGGGAGGAGGAAGACAAAAAUGAGAGUCAGGCACACAUGUCUCAGAGCUCCCUGUGAGGCUAUCAGUAUUCCAUACAUAGUAUGGGGUAAAUAUAUUAUACCAUUACUUCAUAUUUAUUUGUCUUACCUCUUGGGUAAGAAAGCACAAAUGUAUAAAGCUAAGAUAUCUUCCCUUUCCUAUAUUAAUAUUUAUAUCAAUAUUAAUAUUAAUAAUCAAGAUGCUAAUGAAAGCUAUAUAUACUCUAGGUCAAGAGAGUAUAAACUAUAAACUAUUGCUUACUUAGGCCAGUGCCCAGCAUUUUAUUCUUAUUUAUACCAUUUUAUGCCAAAGAGAUUAUCAGGUUGUACAGUAGUAGUUACUAUUCACAAAACUCAUUGUGAGAAAUGUGCUGCUUAAUACUAAGAAAACCCUUGACUUCUUUUUGGGGUCAAAAUAUAAAUAAAGUCUUAUGAACUAUUUAAA